CAGGAAUGAGUGAACUGGGAGAGAAAAAAAAUGCCAAAGAGGCCGAUCUUGGAACCCCCCUUUUUUGGUUUUGUUUUUUUUGACAGAAUACACAUCUCGCCCAAGCGCCACAGCCCAUCAUGGUCCGCCAGAGACUGGCCCACAUGAACUGCGGGAAGAGGGCUAGACCCAGAGGCUGGGCCGAGGAGAGGAGACCGAGGCCUGCGCAGAUCAUCGGCGUCUUGUAUACAAGGUUGAGACUGAAUGUUGACUCCACGAAUCCGACCCCAACCCCAACUCCAGAACACACAACGCCGCGAGGUGGUUGGCAGAGUGAGGUUUGCGGCAUAUAUGAUGCAAGUCAAGAAACUGUAUGUCCCGGGGGAGGCUUGUUGGAAACGGACAAGGCACCUACCACUUCGGCACGGAUUACAACACAAGUCUUGGUCAUCUUUAGGCCCUUCCUCUUAGUGCUUGUCACAGCAAUGGUGCCACAAGCCCGGCAGAUCAGCAGCCCCGUGGCGGACUGUCCAACCCCUAGUAACCGUCUAGGCGGGGACCUAGAUCGCCAGUGCAGUACGGAGGUGUGA
Messenger RNA from Gaeumannomyces tritici R3-111a-1, 569 nucleotides. RefSeq lists its product as hypothetical. Lineage: Eukaryota; Fungi; Ascomycota; Sordariomycetes; Magnaporthales; Magnaporthaceae. Bases 120 to 569 code for a protein of 149 amino acids. The transcript is spliced from 2 exons. The record is from RefSeq and is a predicted model, not a curated record.